AUGGAAGAGCAAGGCCAUCAAAACGGCGAUGACGAAGAAAGCGGCGGCGGCUGUAGCAGUACUACUAGUACGAGCAGCAACAACGGCAGGAUGAUGAACGGGGCGAAGAAGAAAGUGGCGAUGGCCGAUCUGAAGAAGAGCUUGGACCAACUUGACCGCCAUCUCGACAGAGCGCUUAUGAAUAUUCACCGGAACAAAUCAGGAGCGGCGGCGGCGGCGGCGGCGGCGAAUGGCAUGGUGACAAGAAGAAGAGAGGAGUGGGAGAUCGAUCCCCGGAAACUGGUGGUCAAGCAGCUCAUCGGCCGGGGAACGUACGCCGCCGUUCAUCUUGGAACUUACGACGGCCAAGACGUUGCAGUGAAAAUACUAGAAUAUUGGGGGGAAGAAGACAACAAUGAGGAGGUGGUGGUGGAGAGGAGGAGAAGUGGUUUAGGGGCUAGGCUGAGACAAGAGGCCUCUCUUUGGCAUCAACUCCGCCAUCCUAACGUCUGCCAGGUAAAAUCACUCCUCGCAAUUACUCUUCCUCUAGCCGGCACCCUGAAGUCGUACCUGGAAAAGCACCGCCGGAAGAAGCUCCGGCUGCGGAAAGUGGUCAAGCUCUCUCUACAACUCGGGAGAGGACUGGCUUACCUUCACUCCCGCAAGCUGAUCCACAGAGACAUUAAGCCGGAGAACGUGGUCCUCGAUGCCGACAACAAGGAGCUGAAGAUCAUCGAUUUCGGGGUGGCCAGGGCGGAGCCAAAGAACACCGGCGAGAUGGGCGGCCAGAUCGGGACCAUUGGCUACAUGGCGCCGGAGGUGUUCGCGAGCAAGCCCUACGACAGCAAGUGCGACGUUUACAGCUUCGGCAUUUGCCUGUGGGAGAUUUACUGCUGCGAGGCGCCCUUUGCCCACUUGGGAUUCUCUCAUCAAACUUCUCCGGUCGUCUACAAGAGCGUACGACCGGAGAUACCAGGAAACUGUCCGGAGGCACUGGCAGCGAUCAUGAAGCAAUGCUGGGAAGAAGAGCCAGCCAAGAGACCAGCCAUGGAGGACGUGGUCUCCAUGUUGGAGGCCAUCGUCGACCUACUCAACCUUGCGAAAACAGAAAACAGCCCUUUGUCCUUCCUCCCUGCACGCUGCUCGUGUCUCCGAUCUCACUUCAACUGCAACAACACCUAACGGUAACACCUCUGGGUCAGUUGGGAUGGGCGUGUUGCAGCCAAACGAACCACAGGAACUGCUUUGAUCCAUGCUAGAAGCAAGCACGGACCACUUGCUGUUUACUAACUACUAACCUCCUUACCUUUAGCUCUGCCUGUAAAACUGGAAUGCAAAAAAUGAAGGGCUGCUAUA
Molecule: messenger RNA, 1335 nt
Organism: Linum tenue
Lineage: Eukaryota; Viridiplantae; Streptophyta; Magnoliopsida; Malpighiales; Linaceae
Source: the annotation of a GenBank genome assembly